Cercospora beticola is the source of this 2385-nucleotide messenger RNA. RefSeq lists its product as uncharacterized. Gene Ontology annotation, biological process: lipid homeostasis; fatty acid beta-oxidation using acyl-CoA oxidase. NCBI's taxonomy places the organism in Eukaryota, Fungi, Ascomycota, Dothideomycetes, Mycosphaerellales, Mycosphaerellaceae. Gene Ontology annotation, cellular component: peroxisome. The record is from RefSeq and is a predicted model, not a curated record. Gene Ontology annotation, molecular function: fatty acid binding; acyl-CoA oxidase activity; FAD binding.
GUUCUCUCGACCGUAAGAGCUGUAUAAACAUCGGCUCAUCUAUCUGUGCCUUGGCCCUUGGGUAUUGCCCUGUCUCGUGCAUCGGUAAGGCCGAGGAACUUGCCUUCUCAUCAUCAGAAGGAAUAAAUAUCUCCAUUGCUCUUACCCGCGUGGAAGUCUUUCACUAGAUCUUCACUUUUCCUUCACACCAUCCAUCCAUCAUGGCUGCAGAAAUGCCACAGUGGGUCAAGGACCUGAAGCCGUCCGAGCCGCAGGGAACCGAUCUCCUCGCUCAAGAGCGCAACAAGUCCAAGGUCAACAGUGCACAGCUCUCUGUAUUCCUUCACGGCAAAGAGGCUCUCGAGCGCAAGAACCGGAUAUUGAAGGUUCUGCAGGCAGAGCCAGUAUUCAUCAAGGACAACGACUACUUCGAUGGACGCGUGGACAAGUGGGAGAAGGGCCUGGCGAGGUCAAAGAGGUUGACAACAAUCGCAUUCCAGAACAACUGGAAUGAUUUGGACAGACGGGUCGCAAACGACUUGAUUAGUGAGCCAUUGCCGUAUGGACUGCACGAGGGCAUGUACUUGGUGACGCUCCGCGGGCAAGGCACUCCAGAGCAGCAAGAGAAGUACUUGAAGCCUGCAGAGGCAUACAGACACAUUGGAUGUUAUGCGCAGACUGAGCUUGGCCACGGCUCGAACGUGCGUGGGUUGGAGACGACCGCAACAUGGAACGCCGAUGACAAGACCUUCACCAUCCACUCGCCUCAUUUGACUGCAUCGAAGUGGUGGAUCGGCUCUCUCGGACGAACUGCAAACCAUGCCUGCGUGAUGGCACAGCUCAUCAUCAAUGGCAAGCCAUACGGACCUCACCCAUUCAUUGUCCCAAUCAGAGAUCUGAAGACACACCAGCUCCUGCCAAACAUCUACGCUGGAGACAUUGGGCCAAAGGUCGGCUACAACACAAUGGACAAUGGUUUUCUGCUCUUCAACAAGGUCAAGGUGCCUCACGAUGCCAUGUUGGCGCGCUUCUCUGCUGUCGAUCCUAAGACAAGCAAAUACAUCCGCCCAGCCUCACCAGCACUCGUGUACGGCACCCUCACAUGGGUCCGCAGCACCAUUGUCCUCCAAUCUGGCAGCACCCUCGCCCGUGGUGUCACCAUCGCCACUCGAUACCUCGCUGUCCGUCGCCAAUUUCAAGAUCGCGACGCACCGCAAUGGGAGAAGGGCGAGAACCAAACCCUCAACUACACCAUGGUGCAGGCCCGUCUCCUCCCUCUUUUGGCCGCCACCUACGCUCUUCACUUCACAGGCAAGGGCAUGAUGAACCUCUACGAAGCCAACCAAAAGAACAUGCAGAAGAAGGUCACCGACCAAAACAGCAAGCGCUCCGCCGGCCCCGAAGAAACCACCCCAGGCUCCGAUCUCCUCGCCGACCUCCACGGCACCUCCUGCGGUCUCAAAUCCCUCUGCUCCAGCACCGCAGCCGAAGGCCUCGAAGUCUGCCGCCGCGCCAUGGGCGGCCACGGCUACUCCGCCUUCGCCGGCGUGGGAAGCUGGUACGCCGACUACCUCCCAACCGUAACCUGGGAAGGCGACAACUACAUGUUAACCCAACAAGUCGCCCGCUACCUCCUCAAAUCCGCCCGCAGCGUCCUCAAAGGCAACGAACCCAACAACGACACCACCGAAAUCCUCUCCUUCUACCUCAAACGCCAAGACACCGGCGCCGCUUUCGAUAUUCUCGGCAAAGACGACGACAUCGUCGCAGCCUUCGCUUGGAGAUCCGCAUACUUCACCUUCGAAGCCCUUCGCGCCCGAGACGAAGAGAAGAAAUCUUGGAAUUCUCUUUUGGUCGCAUUCUAUAACCUCUCCCGCGCCCAUUCGCAAUACCUCGUCGUGAAGAAUUUCUACGAAACUCUCCACCACGCUUCAUCAUCUUCUUCUUCGGAAACAACCCUCGACCCAGAGACUUUGACUCUCUUGCACAAGCUCUUCCGCCUCUACGCACUCCACACUCUAGUGUCUGAGAGUUCCGAAUUCUUCACUUCGGCUGCGUGCACAGUCGCUCAGAUCCGUCUUGCACGAACAAAGACUGUUAUGCAAUUGUUGGAGGAGAUUCGACCUCAUGCUGUGCGAUUGGUCGAUGCGUGGGAUUUCCCGGAUUGGCAGCUCAACAGCUCGCUGGGAAGAUAUGAUGGAAAGGUUUAUGAGGAUAUGUUCCAUCGCGCUGCGCAGUUGAAUCCAUUGAACUCGAAGGUUGUGGAUCCUUACCCGGAUAGUCCGGUGUUGUAUCGCAAUGAUGACAAGACGCGGUAUGCGAAUAUUUUGAAGGGCGGCAUGGCGAAGUUGUAGAGCAUGUUGGGAGGAAUGAGUGUUCAUGAAAGGAUGUAUUAUUGAAUCAUAG